UGAAGGCAAGGAUGGCUCUGGUUUACCUUUGCCUCCUGCUGUUGCUGCUUCCCUCAGGGAUUUGUUCAGGUUGCCAACAUCCGCUCUGCCAAUGCUCAAACAGGAUGGCCUUCAUCUGCCAGGAGAACAAGGUGACCUCCGUGCCAAAGGACAUCCCCAGGAAUUCCACCGAACUGAUAUUUUUCCUCACCAAAAUAAGAAACGUCCCCAGAGGAGCCUUCUCAGGAUUUGACGAAGUCGAAAAAAUAGAAAUCUCUCAGAAUGAUGCCUUGGAAACUAUAGAAUCGGACUCAUUCUCCCACCUUCCCAAACUCUAUGAAAUAAGAAUCGAGAAAGCCAACAAUCUGGUGUAUAUUGAUAGAUAUGCCUUCCAGAAUCUUCCUGGUCUUAGAUACCUGCUGAUCUCCAACACUGCCAUCAGGUUUUUGCCUGCUGUUAACCAGGUACACUCUUUACAGAAAGUUGUGCUAAGGCUGAAUAAAAAUGGAAUUCGAGAGAUUGAAAAUCAUGCCUUCAAUGGAACCAUCUUGUCUGAACUAAAUCUGAGUGGUAAUUACCACCUCGAUAAGCUACCAAAUGAAGUUUUCCAAGGAGCCAAUGGACCAAGUUUUUUGGAUAUUUCAGAGACAAGGAUCAGUCGGCUCCCUACCAUUGGACUAGAGAGCAUUAGCAAACUGAGAGCAAGAUCUGCGUACAAUCUAAAAAAGCUACCUCCCUUGGACAAGUUUCGUGCUUUGAUUGAGGCCAACCUCACCUAUCCGAGCCAUUGCUGUGCCUUUGCAAACUGGACCAAACAAAAUUCAAUAUUGCACCCCCUAUGCAACAAAUCCUCCAUCAAACAAUAUCCUGAUGGGCUGUAUUUUGAGUUGGAUGAAGAUGAUUACUACCAAACCCUGUGUAAAGAAGAGGUUCAAGUGACUUGCUUCCCUGAGCCUGAUGCCUUCAAUCCAUGCGAAGACAUCAUGGGCUACAAUGUUCUCCGAGUCCUUAUCUGGUUCAUCAACAUCCUGGCGAUCAUGGGCAACCUCGUUGUUUUCAUCAUCUUAGUCAGCAGCCAGUAUAAGCUCACAGUCCCUCGAUUCCUCAUGUGCAAUCUCGCCUUUGCGGACCUCUGCACGGGCAUCUAUUUAUUGCUCAUUGCGAUCAAAGAUGUGCAGUCCCGAAGUCAGUAUUACAACUAUGCCAUAGACUGGCAAACAGGGGCUGGCUGCAAUACAGCCGGCUUCUUUACCGUCUUUGCCAGUGAACUGUCUAUAUAUACUCUGACUGUCAUCACAUUGGAGCGUUGGCACACCAUCACCUAUGCCAUGGAACUGGACCGCAAAGUCCGCUUCCGGCAUGCAGUGGUCAUUAUGCUUGUGGGAUGGGUCUUUGCCUUCACCAUAGCUCUCCUUCCCAUAUUUGAAGUCAGCAGCUACAUGAAAGUGAGUAUAUGCCUGCCCAUGGAUAUUGAAACUCCCCUUGCUCAGGCAUACAUCAUGUUUCUGUUGGUAUUAAACAUCUUGGCUUUCAUUGUCAUCUGCACCUGCUACAUCAGCAUCUACUUCACUGUGAGGAACCCUAAUGUCUUCUCAUCCAACAAUGACACCAAGAUUGCCAAACGUAUGGCUAUCCUGAUCUUCACAGACUUCCUCUGCAUGGCGCCCAUCUCUUUUUUUGCCAUAUCGGCAUCUCUCAAGGUUCCUCUCAUCACAGUCUCCAACUCAAAGAUCCUCCUUGUUUUGUUCUAUCCCAUCAACUCCUGUGCCAACCCAUUCCUCUAUGCGAUCUUCACCAAGACGUUCCGCAGGGAUUUCUUCAUUUUGCUGAGCAAGUUUGGCUGCUGUGAAAUGCAUGCUCAAAUCUACAGAACAGAAACUUCCUCCUCCGUUCCUACAUCUCAUUUGAGAAAUGGACAUUAUACACCUGCUCCUAAAACAAGUGAUGGGACCAUUUAUUCAUUAGUGCCUGUGAACCAUGCAAACUGA
Anolis sagrei ordinatus is the source of this 1967-nucleotide messenger RNA. The record is from RefSeq and is a predicted model, not a curated record. NCBI's taxonomy places the organism in Eukaryota, Metazoa, Chordata, Lepidosauria, Squamata, Anolidae.